Molecule: messenger RNA, 4890 nt
Organism: Python bivittatus (Burmese python)
Lineage: Eukaryota; Metazoa; Chordata; Lepidosauria; Squamata; Pythonidae
Gene: CDC34
Product: cell division cycle 34, ubiquitin conjugating enzyme
Source: RefSeq, a predicted model, not a curated record
GCACCGCGCGCGCGCUCUCUGUUGUCGUGCCGCCGCCUUUCAGUGGUGCGGUUGUUCGUGGCGCUCUUUCGGGUCCGCAGCGCCUCCGUUCUUUCUCCCUUCCUCUGCCGGGCCCGGCGCUGCUUCCCGCCCGCAUCCCCCCUCCCCCUUCGCGGUCGGCGCGUUCACGCCAGUCCCCGGCUUCGCUCGAGGCCUACGUCCCCUUCCGCCUCCUCCGUCGGCCGGUGACAUGGCGCGGCCGUCUGUGCCCAGCUCGCAGAAGGCCCUGCUGCUGGAGCUGAAGGGGCUUCAGGAGGAGCCCGUGGAGGGGUUCCGAGUCAGCCUGGUGGACGAGGGGGACCUCUACAACUGGGAGGUGGCCAUCUUCGGGCCCCCCAACACGCAUUACGAAGGUGGCUAUUUCAAGGCUCGGCUCAGAUUCCCCAUUGAUUACCCGUAUUCGCCACCUGCCUUCAGAUUCCUGACCAAAAUGUGGCAUCCCAACAUAUAUGAGACAGGAGAUGUUUGCAUUUCAAUUCUACAUCCUCCAGUGGAUGACCCACAGAGUGGAGAGCUACCUUCAGAAAGGUGGAACCCUACUCAGAAUGUAAGAACAAUUCUUCUUAGCGUGAUCUCACUCCUCAAUGAACCAAACACAUUCUCUCCUGCAAACGUUGAUGCUUCGGUGAUGUACAGAAAGUGGAAAGAAAGCAAAGGGAAGGAUCAGGAAUACACAGACAUCAUCAGGAAACAGGUCCUGGGAACCAAGGUGGAUGCCGAAAGGGACGGAGUCAAAGUCCCUACGACGCUAGCGGAGUAUUGCGUCAAGACCAAGACACCCGCUCCGGAUGAAGGCUCUGACCUCUUCUACGACGACUACUACGAAGACGACGAGAUGGACGACGAAGUGGAAAGCUGCUACGGCGACGAGGAUGACUCCGGGAACGAGGAGUCUUGACGAGAGAUGCCCUGCCCUGCCCCCUCCUCCCUUUCCUCACCCCCCCAGCCCCCUCCCUCCACCGCUGCCUCCUGCUGCUGCGCCUGAUAGUAGCAAUAAACUACCUGACUCAUACUUGAACCCCGGAUGCAACCGGCUGAGACAUGGAACCCCGUUUGGCCCCGAGACAAAAAGAAACCAAAAACUCUACCUCAGAAGGGAGACUCGGCUUCUGCUUGACUGGGGGAGGGGGUGGGGAAUCUCCGAUUUGGCUUCAAGGGCUGGGUGUUUGGGCUUCAUUUUUUUUUUAAUUUUUGUUUUGUUGGAGGGAGGGGGUGGAUGGAAGCGACUCCUGAUCCAUCCGGAGCUGUUACUCCUGCAGUCUGGCGGGUAGCUCUGUGUCCUUUAAGACCAGCGCCAACGAGGUGGCUGGUUCCUUCAGGAGGCAGGAACUGGGUGCGAGGUUUGGGAUGGCUUUCAUGAUGUUGGUUUUCUGUUUUCCUUAAAAAAAAAUUAGGCCAAGGGAUUUGGGGAUAAUUUCUAGCCAGGGUUUCCUAGCUGUACCAGACGGGUAGGGGGGAGGCCCUGGGGACAGCCUUGGGCAGACUGUGAUUCUGCCGCAAAGGCAGGUGUUGUGUAGUGGGUAUUUCCCUCUUGCUCACUCUGGAGACAGGGCUGCAAAGUCUCCUGAUGUUUGUUCCAUGGGAGAAGAGGACUCCCUUCCUUAGUUCCAGCCCCACCUCGCUCCGGAGCAUAGGUGUGUCGGCUCAGGUACCCCGCCAACCUUCCGCUUGACCAAGGUCGCCUCAAUUGUAGAUGAUCGACUUUCUUUUCCUUUCCUUUGCUUGACUUUCAGCUUCCUUUUUGGGAGCCCCCAACCUCUUGGCCAGCAAACGAACAGGGAGCAGGGCACUGCUCUGGGAUUCCUGGAGCUUUCCAGUGACAGGGAGUGAAUGAGGGGGUUGGCUGUCAGUUGCACAGUGUUGCGCAUUCUCACUCUACCCUUGAGGAUACAGCUAAAAUAGUUCUCAAAUCACCAGCCACGAGCCAUGCGCCUCAACCCCUAGAGAGCUCAUUGCUGGAUGGCACAGGCACUGGAGUGGACAGAAGGCAGUGGUACAGGAUGCGCUCCAGCUUCUUCACCAGCUUCACUAGAUAAUAUCUCCUCCUGAAGCCUCAGUCCCUCCCCUCCUUUUCUAGAGACCUCAGGCAAAAGCCAUGGAGCUCCUUAGCAGGCCACAGCUCUGAGCAGGCCCACACCUACAACCAAGUAUCCACAUUUGGGUCCCUCCUGCCAGGCAACCAGGACAAACUAUGAGGGGAGGCAUGGAAGGCGAAGUGGUCUUGGUCCCUCCUCCUCCUCCUCCUCCUCCUCCUCCUCCUCCUCCUCCGGGGAUUCCUCUUCUGAACCCCGUUGUAGAGAGCAAAGACUAGGCCACUUUCACAGGUGGAAAAGACAAGAUGCUGAUGGAAGAGAGAUGCUCUGUCCAACUUGGAUGUCUGUCCUUGAAUCCAGAGAGGGAAGAUGAAGAGUAGAUUAACAAGACCAGUAGCCGAUCCUUGGAUCCAUCAGAUGCUCCAAAAAGCAGAUGUUCCACAACUGCUCAGGAAAAUCUGCAGGACCCUAGCUCUGAAAGACCCAAGACUCCCUGAUAGACCUACUGGUGGCAGAGGUUUAUACUGUAGCUGAAAACAGCCCACUCACCCACCCACUUUUGACGCUGAGCUGGCUGCAUCCUGCCCACCAAACUUCAUGCCUUCCAUCAGCAAGCUCUAGACCUGUUCAACUCCUCUCUAGUGGGCAGAGAUCCUGCAGAGCGGAGCACAUGGCCCUAGCCGUAAUCACAAAGGCCACCUCAGUAUCUACCAGGACUGCCAUCUGGACAAAAGAACUGGCUCACCUCAUCCCUCCAGAGUAUAGGGAACUCAGAUGGGAUGAACAAGCUAGAUGAGACCACCAUCAUAGCUGCUGGUCUGAAUGCCCAAAUCUCAGCCAGAGGACUGGUAGAUAGCAUAGCCCUAAUAGGCAACUAUGGCUGAAGAUCUGAAGAAUUGGAACUUUGCCCUUUGACCUGUUUGAGGAAAACAAGCCAUUCCAGAGCCUUCAGGAAUGGGAGGCAUACAAGUAAAGUAAAUCAGUAACAAGUAUAUGAAGGCAAGGCCAGCAAAACAAACAACGCUUCCCAUUCCUUUCGUUGCUACCUCACUCAGAACAGAAUCUUGGACUGCAAGUCACAGACUCCUCUGGGAGAGAACCAAGGCCCCAAAACAAGCCACAUCAACCCUCACCCAGUUGGAAUUCUUCCCAGGAGAAGGAAGGAGCAAUGACUGUCUCAGCCUCUCUGUGGAUGGGAGGACCUGUGGAUUCAACAUCAGAUUCAUGGUACCUAAAGACAGUCUUGCAUAGUUCCACCAUCAAAUUUUUCUGGCCCCAGAAGGCUGCUUCACCUCUUUCUCCAAGUCACACAAAGUGGCUAAAUGCUGGCUAGUCCUGAGGGCCAUAAAUCACCUUCAAAGCAUCAAAGUCCCAUGUGGCAACUGAUUAUCUGGUUCCUGCUCCAUAUUCAUCCUCAAGAAGAAAAAGGAACGGCAUGUCAUCCUGGACCUCGAGGGAGUGAACAGCUAGAACAAAUACUCUUAAGUUCUGGGUGGAAUGAGAUCCUUUGCAGAGACACCAGGAAAAAGAAACACCUUGGCUUAUAGGAGCCUUAUCUACACACUCUAAUCCAGCCGUCGCACAAGAAUUUGCUUGGGUCCAAGAGCCAAGAUGGCUGUUGCCAAUUCAAGGCCCUCACACUUAGUCUUACCCAUGUGUUGGUGACUGUUGUAGUCGUCAGAUUGCAGGGGAUAUGUGUGUACUCCAAUCUAUAUGAUCUGGUUAUUUAAUCAUCUUGAGGCACAUUUGGUGUAUUGCACCAGGGAGUGAUUUUCCCUUUCUUUUGUGCCAGUCCCAAGAACAGGGACUGACUCAGUGUGAUAUUAGGUGAACUAUCAAAAUGUACCUGAGCAGGAAUUCGGUAUUUUGGACAGUUUCCUAGUUUCCUAUCAGCAGCCACAACUGAGCCACAAAGCCUUCCUGAUCAUGAUCUUCAGGGGGAUCAAGCUAGUCUACAAGACUCAAGAGUAGUAGGUUCUUCAAUAGCCCACAAGAGAUUGUAGGCUGUUCUAGGAAUGCAGCCACCUCAGUUGCCCUCAACACUAAUGUCCCCCAAGGAAAAUCUGUAGGGCUCCCAUGCGGUAACGCCGUGACUUACAGAAGUAGCUGUUGCACCUUGCUUGAAGUCUCUCAGCAGGAAGUCACUGCAGAAAAUAGUGCCCAGCAAGAGGUAGGACAUCCUAGGAAAUAGGAUCCCACCUCUGCUGUGUUCUAUUAUUCAGUGCCAUGGCUCCAUUGUGAGAAAAUCUCACACCAGACUUAGCCAUGAAGGUUCUUUCUACAGUGGAAAAAAAAAGGGGGGGGGACUUGCCAGCACCAGCAAGUUGUACGGAAUCUAAUAUCUCUCUUCUGUAUUCCUACUUUUUCAAGUUUUAUUUCUUUGAGCAUUCUUCUGGCUUGUCCCUCCCAUAGGACUUGAUGUCCAUUUUUUCGAGCCUUGUCUCUUGGGCGAACAGGAGGGAAAUGCCCAUUUCAAAAUGUCCUAUCUCUGCAGUAGAAAAAGGACCUUCCUCUAAAUCCAACGUACUGUUCUCCUUUUCACAAGCAAAUAAUUGGGGAAUCUUUUUUAUUUAUUUAUUUUUACUGGUCACCCACUGAGCACUGAAAGCAAAUCCACUCUGCUUGCCUUUGACUUCGCUUUCCUGUUUUGCGAGAUUAUGCCCCUUUUUGGGGCGUGGAUUUUGCUAGAGUUUGCACCUCGGGGGCUAAUAGGAAGCAAUGGGAGUUGAUGGGCAGAAAUUGACUGUUUUGUAGAAUUGGUGGGGAAAUGGGAGGGGGGAAAUGGGUUGGCAGGGGGUGGGAUAUAUAUAUUUUGCUU